Molossus molossus (Pallas's mastiff bat) is the source of this 2125-nucleotide messenger RNA. It is a transcript of the gene FAM20C, whose product is annotated as FAM20C golgi associated secretory pathway kinase. Gene Ontology annotation, biological process: protein phosphorylation. Lineage: Eukaryota; Metazoa; Chordata; Mammalia; Chiroptera; Molossidae. Gene Ontology annotation, molecular function: protein serine/threonine kinase activity. The record is from RefSeq and is a predicted model, not a curated record. The transcript has 11 exons. Bases 320 to 2101 code for a protein of 593 amino acids. Gene Ontology annotation, cellular component: Golgi apparatus.
AGAGCCGCCCACUGCGCGCGCGGGGCCUCACCCCAGUGCGCCCGCAGCUCCACGGACGAGGGCCAUUGGGCCCGGAGGCUGAGGGCGCGGCCGCUCCGGAGAGGCGAGAGAGAACGGCCCCGAGAUGGCCCGGCGAGCAGGCGAUUUGGCGGUGGGCUCCUUACACGUGGUGCGGGCCCGGGGACAGCCCCAGAGCUGGUAGUUGUUGGACGCCAGAUGGACCUUGACCCGAGCCGCAGCACCUCGUUCGUGCCUAGCCUAGACUAGCGGGGCGCGGGCGGGCACGCUCCGGGAGCCCCAGGCCGCGGUGAGUGCGGCCAUGAAGAUGAUCCUGGUGCGCAGGUUUCGCGUGCUCAUCCUGAUGGUGUUCCUGGUGGCUUGCGCUCUGCACAUCGUGCUGGACCUGCUCCCUAAGCUGGAGCGGCGCGCUGCCCGGCCCUCGGGGGAGUCCGGCUGCUCCUGCGCGCAGUCCGCGGCCGAGGCAGCAGCACCGGGCUGGGCAAAGGCGCGGGCCCGCCCCGGGGAGCCUCCGGCCGCUGCCUCCGCCGCCGGGGACUCGGGCUGGCCCAACAAACACACGCUGCGCAUCCUGCAGGACUUUAGCUCCGACCCUUCCUCCAACCUCACGUCCCACUCGUUGGAGAAGCUGCCGCCCGCAGCCGAGCCAGCCGAGGGCGCUUUGCGGAGGCAGGAUCCAGGCGCGCUGAGACCCCGAGACCCCGCGCACCGGCCUCUACUCCCAGACCCUGGUACCCGUCGGUCGCUGCCGCCCCCUGACCCAAGCGGGGAUGGCUCCCUCCUGGCCAGGCUGUUUGAACACCCGCUCUACCAGGUCGCCGUCCCACCGCUAACUGAGGACGACGUCCUCUUUAAUGUGAACAGCGACAUCAGGUUCAACCCCAAAGCGGCGGCAGAAAACCCCAACUGGCCACACGAGGGCCCCGAGGAUGAAGAGUUCUCGCCCACGGGGGAGGCGGCAGUGGACAGCUACCCCAACUGGCUCAAGUUCCACAUCGGCAUCAACCGGUACGAGCUGUACUCCAGGGACAACCCAGUGGUCGAUGCCUUGCUGCGGGACCUCAGUGUGCAGAAGAUCACCAGUGUCGCCAUGAAGUCGGGGGGCACACAGCUCAAGCUCAUCAUGACGUUCCAGAAUUACGGGCAGGCGCUGUUCAAACCCAUGAAGCAAACGAGGGAGCAGGAGACGCCCCCUGACUUCUUUUACUUCUCUGACUACGAGAGACAUAAUGCAGAGAUCGCUGCCUUCCACCUGGACAGGAUCCUGGACUUCCGACGGGUCCCUCCCGUGGCCGGCAGGAUGAUAAACAUGACCAAGGAGAUCCGGGAUGUCACCCGAGACAAGAAGCUGUGGAGAACCUUCUUCGUCUCUCCAGCCAACAACAUCUGCUUCUACGGCGAGUGUUCCUACUACUGCUCCACGGAGCACGCCCUGUGCGGGAAGCCGGACCAGAUCGAGGGCUCGCUGGCGGCCUUCCUGCCAGACCUGUCCCUGGCCAAGAGGAAGACAUGGCGGAACCCCUGGCGGCGCUCGUACCACAAGCGCAAGAAGGCAGAGUGGGAAGUGGACCCUGACUACUGCAAUGAGGUGAAGCAGACACCCCCCUAUGACAGCAGCCGCCGCAUCCUGGACGUCAUGGACAUGACCAUCUUCGACUUCCUCAUGGGAAACAUGGACCGCCAUCACUAUGAGACUUUUGAGAAGUUUGGGAACGAGACCUUCAUUAUCCACUUGGACAACGGAAGAGGGUUCGGGAAACAUUCCCACGACGAGCUCUCCAUCCUGGUGCCUUUACGACAGUGCUGCAGGAUCAGGAGGUCCACCUACCUGCGGCUGCAGCUCCUGGCCAAGGAGGAGUACAAGCUGAGCCUGCUGAUGGCCGAGUCCCUGCGCCAGGACCGCGUGGCCCCGGUGCUCUUCCAGCCGCACCUGGAGGCCUUGGACCGGCGGCUGCGCCUGGUGCUGCAGGCCGUCGGGGACUGCGUGGGGAAGGACGGGCUGGGCCGCGUGGUGGACGACGACCUGGACCCUGCGCACAGAGGCCCCACCGAUAGAUGGGGAAACAGAGACCAGGGAAGGUAAUGUCACUGUCCAAAGGUCAGAGCC